Molecule: messenger RNA, 3596 nt
Organism: Musca domestica (house fly)
Lineage: Eukaryota; Metazoa; Arthropoda; Insecta; Diptera; Muscidae
Product: muskelin
Exons: 10
Coding region: 150-2909 (919 amino acids)
Cellular component (GO): cytoplasm
Molecular function (GO): protein binding
Source: RefSeq, a predicted model, not a curated record
CUACGUAUCCCUACUUUCUUGUUGGACUCUUAUUUUAUUGUUUUCCUUAUUAAACAAAAAAAAAAUAAUUAAUAAAAAUCAAGCAAAAAUACAUCAGUAGCAAACAAAGGUCCAAACGUGUAAACACAACGACAAAGCAACAGGAAAAAAUGAACGAUAACAACGAUUCAACGCUUCCAACAUCCUUGCGUGCUACAACAGACACUACAGAUAAUGUUGCAAUGGGAGCCGCUACUACCAAUCCUACCAAUAUGAUGAUCAACAGUUAUGGCAAAGAACAAAUGAAAAUGUCUGCCAGCAGUAAUGCAUUGAAACAAUCAUUAAAAUUGGAAAAUUUAGAAGAAUUUGAUAAACUACCCUAUGAAAUACAUCGUUAUUCGUCGUUUUCCACCAAUUAUGUGCCAGAAAAUAUACUUGUUGAUUGUCCCAGCGAUCAGUCGUCACGUUGGUCGGCUCACAACAAUAAUCCACCACAAUAUUUGACUCUGAAACUGCGUAGACCUGCCAUUGUUAAGAAGAUCAAAUUUGGUAAAUUUGAAAAGUCGCAUGUGUGUAAUAUUAAAAAGUUUCGUAUCUAUGGUGGUCUGGAUGAGGAGCACAUGAUACUCUUGCUGGAGGGAGGGCUGCGCAAUGACCAUAUACCCGAAACCUUUAAUUUACGUUGUGUUGCCAAGGAUGCUACUACAAGUCUGCCAAUUUUAUAUAUAAAAAUUGUACCUCUCCUGUCGUGGGGACCCACCUUUAACUAUAGCAUUUGGUAUAUUGAAUUAAUGGGUCAAGAUGAUCCAAUGUAUACAAGUGGUUGUUUAAAGGAUUACAAUAAGUUACGUGAAGUGGAAAUCAUACGCUUGUGUUUGAAACAUUUCCGCCAGCAAGGUUAUGAUACAGCUUUUAAAGCAUUGCAGGAUCAAACUCAUGUCCAAUUGGAACAUCCUUUAAUAAGCGAAUUACAUCAAUGUCUCGUUAUAAAUGGAGAUUUUGAAAAGGCUGAAAAAUUCAUUAGCGAUUGCAUUGAAGAGGGACUUAUGGAUGAUUAUUUAAAUCGUCAAGAUUAUAAGCAUGCAUGGCGUCUACAACAUGUCCAGGGUUUCGCCCAGCCAGGUAACCGCGGCGGCCAUCAACUGGUCAUGGAUGUGAAAAAACGUUUAAUAUACCUCUUUGGCGGUUGGGAUGGCUUUCAAGAUCUUAGCGAUUUAUGGGUAUUCGAUAUAAAGGAUAAUUACUGGACACAAAUAUUUGAGCAUUCCGAGCAAUUUAAUGGUCCGACACCACGUUCAUGCCAUAAAAUGGUAUUUGAUCCAGUCAGUGAGAACAUUUUUAUGUUGGGUCGUUAUUUGGACAACUCCAUACGGACAACCGAAUACAUUAAAAGCGAUUUCUAUCUGUAUGAUACACGUGCCAGAACAUGGUUACAAAUAUGUGAUGAUACAUGUCAGGUUGGUGGUCCUCAACUGAUGUACGACCAUCAGAUGUGUAUCGAUGUGGAAAAACGAACAAUUUAUGUAUUCGGUGGUAAGGUGUUGACACCGCGUAGUGUCAAUGCAUCGACCACAAGUGAACCCGAGUAUUCCGGCCUAUUUUCCUAUCAUAUUGCCACGAAUACAUGGACACAAAUUCUGGUGGAUUGUCAUCAUCCGACGGCAUCCCAGCCGGAUGUAUUGUCCAUUAAAUCCCGUAUUACCCACUGUAUGGUGUUUCAUAAUAAAAAACGUAAAUUAUAUAUUUAUGGUGGCCAGCGUGGCAAGGAGGAUAUUCAUGAUUUUAUAACAUAUAAAGUUGAUACCCAAACAUUGGAGAUUUUAAAUAGGCAUCCCAAUUCAAAUGGCCAAACUGGUUCGACUGGUAAUAAUAAUGGUAAUGGCAGCAGUGUGAGCAGUAAUAGUGGCUCGUCUGGUUCCAGUAAUCCGCCACAUUCUUCCGAUGGUAAAAAUGAACCCUCGCCUGGUUAUACUCUGAGAGCCACCAUCGACUGUGAACGCAAUGAAAUCUAUGUCUUCUCGAGUCUUAGCAAAAUCAAAGAUCGUCGCGAUAUUCAUCACGUUGAUGCUUCUAAUUCAUUUUGGGUCUAUUCAUUAGAUACUCAUCAAUGGUCGCGUAUUUAUACUAGCCGCUACAAUCCAUCUUCGCCUGAUAGUACAAAAUUUGAUAAUAGCCGUAAUAAUCUUAUGGAACCCUGUCCUCGUUAUGCCCAUCAAUUUGUCUAUGAUGACAUGGCCAAAUUACACUAUAUGUUUGGCGGUAAUCCGGGACGUUCAACAACACCACAGCUGAGAUUAGAUGAUUUUUGGAUAUUAGAAUUGGAAAAACCCAAACGUGAUGAAAUUUUAAAACAUUGUCGUUAUUUGGUACGUAAAUUACACUACGAAGAAAUGGCCAAGGCUGAUCCAUAUAAAGCAAUGCACUAUCUAAGACAUCAAAUUGCUGAAGUGAUUGAUCACAGUAAUCCGGAACAAUUGAGAAAUUUCCAUAGAUUGGCUUCAUUGCUUUUUAAAUGCGAUGAAGAUAUUAAAACAGAAGAAAGACCUUUAAACACACUGCCAUUGGGAGGAGCCACAACAUCCAUGGCGGCAUCGACAUCGGCGAAUGAAGACAAAUCGUUGACAGAAGCCGAAUGUAGCUCCGACAUGGCCUCAACUACGGAUGAUGAAGUUUGUGUCAAAUCCGAGGACAAUACUCAUGCGCCCGACGAUCUUUCCAUGGAGUCCUGUUCAAGUUCCACUACCUCAGGUAUUUCUGAUGCGGCUUCGUCAUAUUCAGCCUACCGUAAAUCGGGUGGUAAACGUUCUCGCCACAGUUAUAUUCAGGAACUACGGGCACGCCGAUCGUUCCUUUUCAAUAAACUUGUUCAAUUGAUGCCUUCAAAUAUGGUACAACCAGAACGUAAUCUUAGUGAUUUUGUAAUAAUCUAGUGAAAAUAAUGUCCUCCAACAACUUUGUGGGGAAGAAAACUUGAUGUUGAAAUGUAUUUUGUAAUGCCUUUGCUAAUCAACAAUUGUAAUUUCGUUCGUUUGUUUUGUUUGCUUUGUAGAACACAUAGAAAGAAAAAGACUUAAAUUUUGUUAACUUUUAGUUGUAAUUCAUUCUUUGUUUUUUAUGUUGUGUUAAAUGUUUAAUCUUUCUGUUUUUAUUCCUCAUGAAUUUAUGUAAGGGAUCCUAAAAUGAUUUAAAACUAUAAGAAUAUAUUGCCAUUAUUAUACAUUAGUUACAUUUUGUUUAUAAAUAUUAUUCCAUUAUUAUUUUAUUUUUAUAUACUUUAUUUUAUUGUCUUCAAACCCAAAUUGUUUGGUAUUGUGAUGAUUAUUCUAAAAGAAACAAAAACAAACCUGUGAGAAAAGUCAUUUUGUUUUUUGUAUUAUUUACUGUUUUUUGUGUGCGCCUUUUUUUAGAUAUUUUUAAGAAUAUUUUUAUUUCUCCUAUUUUUGUACUUCCGGCAGCUAUAGUGAGUGAGAAAGAAAAAUCAAAAACAAAAAGUUUCCAACGAAUUUUUGUAAAACUCAUAAAAAUUAUUAAAACUGAUGAAAAUGUAAAACAAUUUAGUCUUAAGUAGAAUUUUAAAUGAAUAAACUACAGUAAUUUUUCAUACUUUAAUAUUAAAA